AUGAUUACUACUGCGGUAGACAUCUAUACUGAUGACCUCUAUACAAUCAAAGCUCUCGACAAGAGACAACACCCCAAUGUUGUUUCUUUGAUUAAAAUAAUAGGUUCGGACGAUUGUUCAUUCAUUGGUACGGAGCUUUGUCCCGAAGGUCACUUAUUUGAUAACAUCGUCGUGAAGAAAAUAUACGUGGGCAUUGAAUCUUUGCCCGAAAACUGUCUAGUUACAGAUCAAGGGAUAACUGUUAAACACAUGGAUUUUGGUCUUGCUACUACCAACACCUGCUCGUCAGACUUUGGCCGUGCCUCUUAUUUUUACAUAUUUCCAGAAGGAUCAUUCUACGAAUCGGCUCCUAGUGAUGACUGGAGCCUAGGUGUUAUUCUAGACCCAUACUUCCUCAAGACAAUCCUACCUCUAUCCGACGAGGUUAUUCCCGCCUUGAACCGUAUCUUUGAAUGCGAUCCCAACAAAAGGAUCACAAUACCAGAGCUACGCACAUUGGUUCUGGAAUGUCCCUCUUUCACGGUACCCUCCGAAGGCUCAUGGAAUAAAGAGGAACCUGUUAUAGUGGAAAGCCAGACAGGAAGCGAAAUACUCGUUCAGCGCAAUGCUACACCUCCGACAUUAAUUUUUAGUAGCCGACGCACGUUGACAUCAAAGGUCUAUAUUAAUAGUUGGAGCAGGUGGUUGGACAAUGGUGGACACGCGGUUGCUGUGGCAGGGAUCCUGGUGGAGAUUGCGCCUAACUGUACAGCCCACAGCCCGAUGCAGAAUACAUCAUCCACCCUCCUCCGGUCACCGGUACUGUGGUGGACCAUUCUCGAAGAUAUUUGGAAGUGAAAGUUAGCUGGUAAGUUGUACUCUCAUACUAUUGCCAUUUCGUUGACCUGGCCUCGGAGUCCUACAACCGCCUACUAACACACACUUGCCGCUUUGAGUAGUUUGUUGACCGCACUGCAUAGACUUUUCUGCUGUCGC
This is a messenger RNA of Aspergillus alliaceus, 975 nucleotides long. RefSeq names its product kinase-like domain-containing protein. The coding region runs from base 1 to 837 and encodes 278 amino acids. Gene Ontology annotation, molecular function: protein serine/threonine kinase activity; ATP binding. The transcript has 7 exons. Gene Ontology annotation, biological process: intracellular signal transduction; protein phosphorylation. Lineage: Eukaryota; Fungi; Ascomycota; Eurotiomycetes; Eurotiales; Aspergillaceae. The record is from RefSeq and is a predicted model, not a curated record.